AUGUCAUUAAAUGAAGACUUGGGUAUCCACACCCCUCUUCUGGAUUCCGCUACUUCCCUCAACGACUUGAUAGCUGGUGUUGAGAAGAAACCUGUUGCCAACAAGGAGAACAAAACUCCUACACCUUCUCCAACCCCAUCUCGUUCCAACAAGCCAUUGCCCUCUUUGAAAGACUUGCCCUCUUUGGUCUCUAAGGACACAUUCGCCAAUACUAAGGUGGAAUGGGGUCCCAAUAUGAAACCAGCCCCGUUUGUUUCUGCCAAGCAUGGCUCUGGGUCGUCGAAAGGCUCAAAUGGUUCCAAUGCUACUCGUAUGAAAUCCAGAAAUAUUCAGGAAACGUUUACUCUAGACCUACAAUCUCAACUUGCGAUCUCCAAACCUGAAUUGUCCAAAAUAAUGCUCUCCGUUAAGCAAAACUUCAAUGUUUCGGUUGAAUCAACAUUAUCCAAAAACUCUCGUACGUUUUUGAUUUCUGGUGUUGCCGAAAACGUUCGCAGCGCCAAGAGGGAAUUAGUCAAAAAGUUAACCAAACCGAUUACCGCCACGUUCGUUGUUCCAACAAAGUGUAAAGCUGCUAUCAUUGGUGCUGCUGGUAAGACUAUCCGUGAAAUCUCCAGCAAAUUUGACGUUAGAAUUGAUGUCUCCAGGGAAGAAAACCAAGACUUUUACGACGAAGAUUUGGAUGACACCACAUCUGAUGUAACCCUGUUUGGUGACUUUGAAUCUGUUAACUUGGCAAAACAGAGAAUCCUAGACAUUGUCAAGGAAGAAACAAAACAUGCGGUCAUGACAGUGAAGGUCGACAAUGAGUCGCUGCUUCCAUUUGUAGACCCUGAAAACUUCCCUGACCUUGCUGCUGACGUGCAGUGCCGUUACCAUGCUACGUCUGGGGAUAUUGUACUAUCUGGUCUACGUGAGGAGGUGCAAGACGCUAAGACCAAGGUCCAAAAAUAUCUUGAGAAGCUGGCACUAGAUUUGACUGAACAAAAGGUCAAAAUUCCAACUAAAUUCCAGUUUCUGAUUGAUGCUGCAGAAUUGAAGGAAAAGUUCAAUGUCACUGUCACCUUCCCUACUGAAAAUGAUGAUGAAUUCGUUACGUUCGCUGGUGAAGAAGAUAAGGUGAAGGACGCAAUUGCAUAUGCUAGAUCAUCCUCGAAGCAAUUUUCUGUUGAUACUCUAGAUAUUGCGAAAUCCCACUCAAAGAAUCUUGAUCACGCCAAGAACUUGAUUUUAUACUUUACCAAGUAUCCUGUUUUGCAAAGCUUACAGAAAAGCCACCCUAACAUCAAGCUUUGCUUGCCAACCCCAGCUGAGUUGAGUAAAUCAGAGAAAGAGGUCAACAUAAAGAUUAGCGCUAGAACUGAAGAAUCCGGCGAUCUGAAGACUGUCCGUAAGGAAUUGAUCGGUUUGGUAAAUGCUAUUACCCCAGCCGACACUUUGACCAUCACAGAUUUAGAUUACGAGCUAUUUCAUAAAUCUAUUUUCCAUACCCUUUCGACUACUGAACCUGACGUUCCAUUUGUUCAGUUGGGGGACUAUUUCCUCAACAGAGAUGAAGUCGUUCUAUAUGCUCCUUCGUCUACCGAUGACUUCAAGCCAUCUCCAGAGGAAAUUAAGGAAAAUUUGGAAAAAGUUUCCAGUAACCUGGACCCUCUACGUGCUAAAUUGCAAAGUAUGGACACCAAGGUUUUUGAUUUCGCAGCUGAGAACCAAGAUUCAUUGUUUUCCGAUGGGAAGGUAACAUAUAUUCUACUUUCCAAGGCUAUUGCUAGUGGGAAUGAUCACAUGCAAAUCAAGUUACAUACUCCAACUGCCGACCAAAUGACAAUUAGAGGAGAUGCAAAUGCUGUUAAGCAUGGGUCGAAGAUUAUUGGAGAAAUUAUUGAAAACCCAUCAAAUGAAUCUAAGGCAACUAUCGAAGUUCCUUCAAAUGUCAUCUCUAGAUUGAUUGGUAACAAGGGCUCUCACGUGCAACAACUUCGUGAAAGAUUUGAUUGUCAAAUUGAUAUCCCAAGUUCGAAUGAUAACGACGAGAAAACCCCUGUUGAAAUCACAUUGACUGGUCAGCAGUUCAAUAUAUCGUGCGCAAAGAAAGAGAUUGCGGCAGACGCCAAGAAAUUAGCCGACACAAUCACCAAAGAAUUGCUUGUUCCAAUCAAGCUGCACCGUAGCAUGAUUGGUCCAAACAAUGUGUACCGUAACAAGUUGCAAGAAAAAUAUGGUGUCUCUAUAUACUUCCCAAGAGAUAGCGAAGUUGUUACGAUUAGAGGUCCAUCUCGCGGUGUCAAGCAAGCUUACGAAGAGCUAUCCUCUUUGUUGGACUUUGAAAGAGAAAAUGGACAUAAGGUCCAGGUUCCUGUUCCCGCUGAACAUGUUCCAAGAAUUAUCGGUAAAAACGGUGAUAACAUCAAUGAUCUUAGAGCCGAAUUUGGCGUCGAGCUGGAUUUUUUGCGUAAAGCAGGUGACGAAAAAGCCAAUGAUACCGGUGCCAUCGACUUGGAAAUAACUGGUACUAGGACCGCAAUCAAGGAAGCUGCCGCAAGAGUGGAGCAGAUUAUUGCCGAGGUCAGUGACUUUACCACUGCAACCCUGGAUGUUGAUCACGAAUACCUAAGAGCCAUUAUCGGUACUCGUGGUGUCACGUUAAGGGACAUUAUUUCGAAAUCUGGUGGUGACGAAAUCAGAGGCAAAUCUGUUGAUAUUCCAAAUGCAAACUCUGAGAGCAACACCAUCACUGUCCAAGGUCCAAAAGACUUUGUUGACAAGGUUAUCAGCGCCAUUAAAAAGAUUGUCGAGGUAGCCGAGAAGAGUGAAACUAAAGAGUUAGACAUUCCAAAGGACAGACAUGGUGCUCUAGUCGGUCCAAGUGGUUCGAUCAGGAGAAACUUGGAAAGUGAGUUCAAUGUUAUUAUUAGAAUUCCAAAUAGAGACGAGGAAGGUCCUGUCACUAUAACUGGUUUACCUGAAGACAUUGCAAAGGCGGAGAAGGAAGUUUUCGAAAAGAUUUUGAAGGAUGACUUCGAUGUCGAAAUUGAAGUUCCAGCUUCUGUUCAUGAAUUUGUCUCCGAACGUGGUGCUAUUAUCCAGAGGUUAAGACUAGAUGAAUUCGUUAACGUUAAACAUGGCAACACCUCUAGAAGGGCUCAACAAAUCAACCGUCGCCAAACUGCUAUCCCAACUGAAAGGGUGCUACCUGCCAACGACGAGGAGAAGAGCAAAAAUAUUAAGGUUGUUGUUGAAGAAGUCGGUGCCGCUCAGGACGAAUCAUUGGAAGGUAUCAUUUCUUGGAGAUUAACCUACGAGCCGAUUGAUCUAACUGGAAUUUUGGACGAUGAUGGAACUAAUGAUGAAUCUGGUAAAGAGAAGAAAAACAACGCUGAAUCCGAGUCUAAGAACUCUGCAAAGAAAGCCGCAGCGCUAGAAAAGGCCAGCGCGAUCAUUACUGACAGGAUUUCAAAGGCUGCUGAAGCCACCUACGCGGGGUAUAUCUGGACGUCCGAUCCAAAGAAGUUCAACAAAGUUGUUGGUCCAGGUGGUUCCAACCUGACGAGGAUUAGAACGGCCACUGGUGUCAUCAUUAACGUCCCAAGGAAAAAUGACAAGGUCAACGAUGUCGUUUACAUUAGAGGUUCUAAAGAAGGGGUCGAAGCUGCUAUAGAAAGAGUGACAAAAUCUCUAAAAUAA
Huiozyma naganishii CBS 8797 is the source of this 3684-nucleotide messenger RNA. RefSeq names its product Scp160p (gene SCP160). Gene Ontology annotation, molecular function: mRNA binding. Gene Ontology annotation, biological process: regulation of gene expression. Lineage: Eukaryota; Fungi; Ascomycota; Saccharomycetes; Saccharomycetales; Saccharomycetaceae. The transcript has a single exon. The record is from RefSeq and is a predicted model, not a curated record. The coding region runs from base 1 to 3684 and encodes 1227 amino acids. Gene Ontology annotation, cellular component: cytoplasm; nucleus.